AUGAUGAGUAUAUGUAAUUUCUUAUCCGGAGUGUGGUUCAUGCACUUCCGGCGCGUGAAAAGCAUCAGGGGAUCGCUUGAAGUAACUACAAAAUAUAAAGAUAUCAAGAUGGCAAAUAAGGUGGACUUCUUCAAGUGCUACAAUCCUAAAACCAGCGCACAAAGAUUGGAACUUCCAUCAGCCUUUAGUCUACGAUUCAAAGGAGCCGUACCAGAGAGGGCAUAUCUUGUAGAUCGAAACGCAAAUUUGUGGAUUGUGAAAAUGGCCAAAAUUGGAAAUGACUUGUUUUUCUGUGAUGGCUGGGAAAAAUUUGUUCAAGAUAACUCUGUCGAAGCAAGGGAUGUCUUUGUGUUCCGAUACGAUGGGUACAGUUUAUUUGAUGUAAAAUUAUUGGGUUUAACAGGUUGUGAUAAGGAGGGUUUUGGUGAGGCACAAGUCGAGCAAGUGACUCGUGGUCGACCCGUUCAACGUCCUCUCAGUCCUUAUGGUAAUGACAUGUUCAGAUCGGGUUUGGCUAUCCGGCCAAGAAAUCCUUACUUUGUCACCAAAAUUAAGAAAUCGAGGCCGGAUGAUUUGUAUAUCCCCAAAGAGACAAUCAAGGACUUCCAGCUGGACAACCUACCUGAAGAGAUGUUUCUCAUUGAUCCGCAAGACAGAAAAUUUCCAACGAAGAUCAAAAGAUGGAAGGAUGAGCGGGUGUGGUGCCGAGGAGGCCUGAAAAGUCUGUGUGCCGUGAACCUUGUAAGCCAAGAGGACACAUGCAUCUGUGAAUUUGUUGAUGGUGGCUUAAGUAUCAAAUUUGUUCGAGGAAAUAGUUGA
Molecule: messenger RNA, 819 nt
Organism: Fraxinus pennsylvanica
Lineage: Eukaryota; Viridiplantae; Streptophyta; Magnoliopsida; Lamiales; Oleaceae
Source: the annotation of a GenBank genome assembly